Messenger RNA from Cicer arietinum (chickpea), 1233 nucleotides. RefSeq names its product vesicle-associated membrane protein 724. The record is from RefSeq and is a predicted model, not a curated record. Gene Ontology annotation, cellular component: membrane. Gene Ontology annotation, biological process: vesicle-mediated transport. Lineage: Eukaryota; Viridiplantae; Streptophyta; Magnoliopsida; Fabales; Fabaceae.
UAAAAAAUUUAGAAAGACAAAAAAUAAUAAAGUCUAGAAAUUGCUAAUAACUUGGGCGGUGGUAGAUGCAAAACAACCAGACUAAGCUUUCUCUUUCUGUCUCUUGAGUUACGAGUUGACUCAGUUACAGAGAACAAUGAGUCAAGAAUCGUUCAUAUACAGCUUUGUAGCUCGUGGAACAAUGGUGUUAGGUGAGUACACCGAGUUCACUGGUAACUUCCCUGCCAUUGCAACUCAGUGUCUUCAGAAACUACCUUCUUCAAAUAACAAGUUCACCUACAACUGUGACCACCACACCUUCAAUUUUCUAGUCGAAGAUGGUUAUGCUUACUGUGUUGUUGCCAAAGAAUCUGUUAGCAAGCAGAUCUCUAUCGCAUUCCUUGAGCGUGUCAAAGCUGACUUUAAGAAAAGAUAUGGUGGUGGAAAAGCAGAUACAGCUAUUGCCAAAAGUCUAAACAAGGAAUUUGGGCCGAUUAUGAAAGAGCACAUGAAGUAUAUCAUUGAUCAUGCUGAAGAGAUUGAAAAGCUAUUAAAAGUGAAGGCUCAAGUUUCAGAAGUUAAAAGCAUCAUGUUAGAAAAUAUAGACAAGGCUAUUGAUAGAGGAGAAAAUUUAACUAUUCUUUCAGACAAGACUGAGACACUGCGCUCACAGGCUCAAGAUUUCAGAAAGCAAGGAACACAGGUUCGUCGGAAGAUGUGGUAUCAGAACAUGAAAAUUAAAUUGGUUGUUCUCGGUAUUCUAUUGUUUUUGGUCCUGGUUAUCUGGCUCUCAAUUUGUGGUGGAUUUGAUUGUUCAAAUUAGCAUUAAUUGAAACUUCACAAAUCAGGUUUUUAUUAUAGGAGUUUUAUAACUACAGAUUGACAGUAUUCAUUAGUUUUACUCUGACAUCUAAUCAUAUUUUACCAUGUCAUAAUAUAACUUCUAAUUUUUUGUGACGGCAUCAAUGAAGAUGGUGAAAAUAUGAUUGGACGAUUAUGUAAAUUUUUUGUAUACUGUUGGUUUAUAGUUAUGUUUUUAUUUAUAAAUGAUGUUUUAAGUGGGCAAUUUAGAAGAAAAUCAACCAGCAGGGACAGUUUCACAAUUGUAAAAAAAAUUUCCUACCUUGUUGCUGGUGGAUAAAUUAAUGUGUUAUUGGAAAUUGUUGAGUAGAGGGAAAGGGUCUAUCAGUGUAUCCUGCGAUGGACUGUUUGAUCUAUACAAUCAGUACAGUUGUACUUUUUUCUUAGUUUUUA